AUGGAAGAAAAUAAAAAAAAAAAAGAAAUGGAAAAAAAAUUUUCCGAUGGAAAAACGACGACGACAACGACGACGAAAAAUUCAAACGACGAAAAAGGAAAAUCAAAAAAAAAAAUUGAUGGGAAAGAAAAAAAAAGUGCCAAAGUUUUCCAAUUUCCCAAGGAAUUUUCUUCUCUCUCAUCUUCUGAAGAUAAUAAUAAUUCGACAUCAAACAUACCAUCUAAACUAAGAAAUAAUUCUUCUCUCAAAUUAAAUAAAAUUCAAAACGACGACGACGAUAAGAAAAAUAUAUGCGAUUUAAAAAAGGAAUCGUCUCCCGGAAAAUCAGGAAGUGAAUUCUAUAAAUACGUCACGGGUUGUUACGUUUGCGGAAGUCAAGUUCCGGCAAAUUUAAGAAUAAAACACGAAAAAGAAUGCAUACAAGAAUGGAGACAACAAAAUAGUUUUCUAUCACCAAAGGAUAGAAAACCGGAACCAGUGAGACCGGAUUUUAGGUUUACUGAAUCUGGAGAUUUAGAUUGCGAAGGAACCUUCGAAUCGAUUUGGGCAAAUCAUCAAGAUUCUCUUGUACCUUGUAAAAAAUGUGGACGAACAUUUUUUCCAGAUCAAUUAGUAUAA
Messenger RNA from Pediculus humanus corporis (human body louse), 618 nucleotides. RefSeq lists its product as uncharacterized. The transcript is spliced from 5 exons. Lineage: Eukaryota; Metazoa; Arthropoda; Insecta; Psocodea; Pediculidae. The record is from RefSeq and is a predicted model, not a curated record. Bases 1 to 618 code for a protein of 205 amino acids.